This is a messenger RNA of Pelobates cultripes (western spadefoot toad), 18459 nucleotides long. Lineage: Eukaryota; Metazoa; Chordata; Amphibia; Anura; Pelobatidae. The record is from the annotation of a GenBank genome assembly.
AUGAAAAAACAUAUAUGGGGAGGAGAGAGGACUCCACCAAUCAGCGAGUCGGUCACCUCACCAAUACUACCUCGUAUGAAAAUAUCAGUUUGAAAUUUAAACACAAAAAUAAUUAAAGUAUUAGUAACCAGAAAAACUGAUGGUUAUAUAAAAUAGUGAAAAUCACCCUGUAAUUCCUGUAACGGAUCACCUGGCACCCUGACUGGGUACCUCCAUUGAAGGAUGCUCCUAGCACUUCCUGAGGACUCCAAGCACUCUGGCAGACACCACAACCACCGAACCGGAGAAACAAAUAAAUUCUCCCAAGCAUAUGAAUGCUGUAGACAGUUGAAUAGGAACCAUACGAAUAGGUUUACUCUCCUAGCAGUCAAACUGGAACAGCAUACAAUAAAUCCUUACCCCAAUAAUGAGACGACACUUCACUUUGAGGGUUAAAACAGGAACUCUCUGUAAUGGCCACACACUGGCUUUUAUGCAAGUCCCCAUGCAAGGGGACAUCCCACAGGGUGGGACACAGUACAACCAAUCGUUACAGGGGAACCUUAAAACACACCCACAUUUACAUCACAAUCCCUCCUCUCUGUCCAGGAGAUAACUGUGAAGUAAUCCAAUUAUCUCCCAGGACAGAGGCAAGACUCCAUUAACCACAUGGCAGUAAUAAUACAAUAAAAGACAUAAAAUUACAUACAGUUACAUUUAUUCCAUAAAACAUAGACAUUCUACAUAUCCCCAGAUAGCUUAGAUCUGAGUGCACAUUACUACCAAAUGGCGCUCAGAUCACAUACAUACAGUUCAAUCGCCAUGGAGCCAAAGUCUUUCAGUAUACGGCUGGGCUCCAUGGCAUAGCUAUCUGGGGUAGCAUGGCUUUAACAGUCUACAGAAAGGCAUGAAUACGCUUUGCAGGGAAAAUAAAAGGUUUUAACUGCCGAGCCAUAGUCUAAAGGGAGCAGGCGAGCAACCAGGCUCCUCCAGUGGACAGUGGCGAGGCUGGUUUCGCCACAUUUCUCCCCUUUACCAUCCAGACUAACAGGGUAUCUGACCUCCUGUCGUUCAGUGCCCUGGUUAGUCCAGCAACCCACCCACGAAGCACAAACAGCAGUACCUCCCACCAACAAUAAAUGUUUACUCCACCUGGAUAAAGUAGCAGCUUGUCCAGGUCCAGGUUCCUCACCACGGCUGUGCGGGGAGCUGGUAGACUGCCUUGGUGGGUUGCUGAGUGGGCAGAGACCAGCGGUACUCUGCCCUGGUGCCAGCGCUACCACUGAAGUAACCUGGUUGGAGCCUGGUUGUGGGAGGGGGAGACUGACCUUCUCCCCUCUGGGUACACAGCUCUGGGGCUGGGGGACAGGACCGACCGUCCCUACCCCUUGUGCUGUAAGUGCAAAGACUACGGUCCCAUCUGCACUGUUGGGGGGUGUAACAUCUCCCCUUGGUGGGUUAGGCUGCCGCUGGAGAGAGGGUGUAACAAGCUCCUCUCUCUGAACUGUAACCUGCCGCUGGGGAGAGGGGGUAGCAGGCUCCUCUCCGUGACACUCUCUCUGCUGGUGGUGAGGGGGACCAGCUGUCUCCCCUUUCAAUAUUUUGUCCUGCUGCUGGGGUGCGAGACUGACAGUCUCUGCUCCCUGCAGGACACUCUGCUGCUGGGGAGGAAGGACGACACCUUCAGCUCCCUGGGAUACAAUCUGCAGCUGGGGAGGAAGGAUGACACCUUCAGCUCCCUGGGACUCACUUGACCGCUGGGGAGAGGGACCAACUGUCUCCUCUCCUAAGAACACACACUGCCGCUGGGGAGGAAGGACGACACCUUCAGCUCCCUGGGAUACACACUGCCGCUGGGGAGGAAGGACUGUACCUUCAGCUCCCUGGGAUACACACUGCCGCUGGGGAGGAAGGACGGUACCUUCUGCUCCCUGGGGUACAUACUGCCGCUGGGGAGGAAGGACGGUACCUUCUGCUCCCUGAGGCUAUACACACUGCAGCUGGGAGGAAGGACUGCACCUUCAGCUCCCUGGGAUACACCUGCAGCUGGGAGGACUGUACCUUCAGCUCUCUGGGUAUACACACUGCAGCUGGGGAGGAAGGACUGCACCUUCAGCUCCCUGGUAUACACACUGCCGGCGGGAGGAGGACUGCACCUUCAGCUCCCUGGGAUACACACUGCGCUGGGGAGGAAGGACUGCCUUCAGCUCCCUGGGAUACACACUGCUGCAGCUGGGGAGGAAGGACUGCACCUUCAGCUCCCUGGGAUACACACUGCAGCUGGGGAGGAAGGACUGCACCUUCAGCUCCCUGGGACUUACUCUGCCGCUGGGGAGGAAGGACGACACCUUCAGUUCCCUGGGGUACACCUUUGAGUCCCCGUAACGCACUCUGCCACCGGAUAGGGCGGCCGAUACCUUUGGCUGGAUCUGCCAUGAACUGCAGGUACUCGUCUACCUGGCUCCUUACAAGCUGCACGUAUUUCUCCGGGGGGUUGGGUCCAAAGAAAGCCAGCCGCAUGGUAAACUCUCUGUCAUACUGCUCCUGAGUGUAGCUGGGUGCCAUGCUUGCGCUGCUGAAGUUGGUUCUUUUGUAGAUAGGGUCGCUGUACGGGUACUGGCGUUGCCCUCAAUUUGUAAUCCAGGAACUGUGUCUCUGAGCUGCUUUACCUCGCACUAGGACGCCAUCCCACCGCUGCCACCAAUGUAACGGAUCGCCUGGCACCCCGACUGGGUACCUCCGUUGAAGGAUGCUCCUAGCACUUCCUGAGGACUCCAAGCACUCUGGCGAACUUCCCCAACCACCGAACGGAGAACAAAUAAAUUCUCCCAAACGCAUAUGAAUGCUGUAGACGGUGAAUAGGAACCAUACGGAAUAGGUUUACUCUCCUAGCAGUCAAACUGGAACAGCAUACAAUAAAUCCUUCCCCCAAUAAUGAGACGACACUUCACUUUGAGGGUUAAACAGGAACUCUCUGUAAUGGCCACACACUGGCUUUUAUGCAAGUCCCCAUGCAAGGGGACAUCCCACAGGGUGGGACACAGUACAACCAAUCGUUACAGGGGAACCAUAAAACACACCCACAUUUACAUCACAAUCCCUCCUCUCUGUCCAGGAGAUAACUGUGAAGUAAUCCAAUUAUCUCCCAGGACAGAGGCAAGACUCCAUUAACCACAUGGCAGUAACAAUACAAUAAAAGACAUAAAAUUACAUACAGUUACAUUUAUUCCAUAAAACAUAGACAUUCUACAUAUCCCCAGAUAGCUUAGAUCUGAGUGCACAUUACUACCGAAUGGCGCUCAGAUCACAUAAAUACAGUUCAAUCGCCAUGGAGCCAAAGUCUUUCAUACAGUCUUUCAGUAUACGGCUGGGCUCCAUGGCAUAGCUAUCUGGGGUAGCAUGGCUUUAACAGUCUACAGAAAGGCAUGAAUACGCUUUGCAGGGAAAAUAAAAGGUUUUAACUGCCGGGCCAUAGUCUAAAGGGAGCAGGCGAGCAACCAGGCUCCUCCAGUGGACAGUGGCGAGGCUGGUUUCGCCACAUUUCUCCCCUUUACCAUCCAGACUAACAGGGUAUCUGACCUCCUGUCGUUCAGUGCCCUGGUUAGUCCAGCAACCCACCCACGAAGCACAAACAGCAGUACCUCCCACCAACAAUAAAUGUUUACUCCACCUGGAUAAAGUAGCAGCUUGUCCAGGUCCAGGUUCCUCACCACGGCUGUGCGGGGAGCUGGUAGACUGCCUUGGUGGGUUGCUGAGUGGGCAGAGACCAGCGGUACUCUGCCCUGGUGCCAGCGCUACCACUGAAGUAACCUGGUUGGAGCCUGGUUGUGGGAGGGGGAGACUGACCUUCUCCCCUCUGGGUACACAGCUCUGGGGCUGGGGGACAGGACCGACCGUCCCUACCCCUUGUGCUGUAAGUGCAAAGACUACGGUCCCAUCUGCACUGUUGGGGGGUGUAACAUCUCCCCUUGGUGGGUUAGGCUGCCGCUGGAGAGAGGGUGUAACAAGCUCCUCUCUCUGAACUGUAACCUGCCGCUGGGGAGAGGGGGUAGCAGGCUCCUCUCCGUGACACUCUCUCUGCUGGUGGUGAGGGGGACCAGCUGUCUCCCUUUUCAAUAUUUUGUCCUGCUGCUGGGGUGCGAGACUGACGGUCUCUGCUCCCUGCAGGACACUCUGCCGCUGGGGAGGAAGGACGACACCUUCAGCUCCCUGGGAUACAAUCUGCAGCUGGGGAGGAAGGAUGACACCUUCAGCUCCCUGGGACUCACUUGACCGCUGGGGAGAGGGACCAACUGUCUCCUCUCCUAAGAACACACACUGCCGCUGGGGAGGAAGGACGACACCUUCAGCUCCCUGGGAUACACACUGCCGCUGGGGAGGAAAAUAGUGAAAAUCACCCUGUAAUUCCUGUAACGGAUCACCUGGCACCCCGACUGGGUACCUCCAUUGAAGGAUGCUCCUAGCACUUCCUGAGGACUCCAAGCACUCUGGCAGACACCACAACCACCGAACCGGAGAAACAAAUAAAUUCUCCCAAGCAUAUGAAUGCUGUAGACAGUUGAAUAGGAACCAUACGAAUAGGUUUACUCUCCUAGCAGUCAAACUGGAACAGCAUACAAUAAAUCCUUGCCCCAAUAAUGAGACGACACUUCAUUUUGAGGGUUAAAACAGGAACUCUCUGUAAUGGCCACACACUGGCUUUUAUGCAAGUCCCCAUGCAAGGGGACAUCCCACAGGGUGGGACACAGUACAACCAAUCGUUACAGGGGAACCAUAAAACACACCCACAUUUACAUCACAAUCCCUCCUCUCUGUCCAGGAGAUAAUUGUGAAGUAAUCCAAUUAUCUCCCAGGACAGAGGCAAGACUCCAUUAACCACAUGGCAGUAACAAUACAAUAAAAGACAUAAAAUUACAUACAGUUACAUUUAUUCCAUAAAACAUAGACAUUCUACAUAUCCCCAGAUAGCUUAGAUCUGAGUGCACAUUACUACCGAAUGGCGCUCAGAUCACAUAAAUACAGUUCAAUCGCCAUGGAGCCAAAGUCUUUCAUACAGUCUUUCAGUAUACGGCUGUGCUCCAUGGCAUAGCUAUCUGGGGUAGCAUGGCUUUAACAGUCUACAGAAAGGCAUGAAUACGCUUUCCAGGGAAAAUAAAAGGUUUUAACUGCCGGGCCAUAGUCUAAAGGGAGCAGGCGAGCAACCAGGCUCCUCCAGUGGACAGUGGCGAGGCUGGUUUCACCACAAUUCCCAAGUGAAGAAUAAAAGACCGCUAAAACUAAAUACUAAAAGUAACAAAUGAGAGAGCCCUUAACAAGAUGUAACAGUAGCAAUCUCUGUAGCUAUCCAAAAGGUGCUGACAAUAAUAAGUAAAUAUUGUUUGCAACUCAGUAGAGACCUGUAUUCCCAAUGGUAGGGAUGUAUCAGAAAGAAGUAGAUAUCAGCUGUAGAUAUUGGCUCAAUUAUAAUAAAUUAACCAUUACUAAAGCAAAAGGAGAGAAUGUGCUGAACCUUCACUAAAUAGAACAGUGUGGACACUGAAAAUAGGUUCCCCCAAGUGGUCCCCCACUUGGCAUUAUAUUAGGAGGAGUAUCAGGAGGAGGAAAGACAAGGAGUUCAGUUUUAAAGAGAUUGAGUUUCAAAAAGCCUGAGGACAGCCAAUCAGAGAUAGAAGAAUGGCAAGCAGUGGCACGAUGCAGAAAGGCAUGGAAGAGGUCAAGGGAGGAAAUGUAUAUCUGAGUGUCAUCAGUGUACAGGUGGUAUUUGAAUCCAGAUGAGGUAAUAAGUUUGACAAGAGAGGCAGUAUAAAGAGAAAAUAAAAGGAGACCAAGUAAGGAGCCUUGGGGGACUCCAACAGAGACAGGACGAAGGAAUGAGGUAUCAUUAGAAAAGGAGAAACUGAAUGAGUGUUGGGAAAGAUAGGAGGAAAACUGUCACGUAUUCAUCCACACAUAAAAAUGUGGUUAUUGGCAUUUACUGUCCUGACAGGAAAAGUUGUGCCAAGCAACAUUACUGUCCUGACAGGUGAUGUUGUGCCAAUCAGCAAUCAUGCACAUGGAAACCUGGUAAUUACUUUUGGGGUCAAAGGUCGGUCAUGGCCAAUCAAAUCCACAGCUGCGCAGCAAUCAUGCACACCUGGUAAUUGCCUUUGGGGUCAAAGGCCGGUUACAGCCAAUUGGAUCCAGAGGAGGGGUAUUUAAACCCAACUCUCCUCCUGUUCAUUGCCCUGCUGUGGUUUCAUGCCUAUGGAUCUUGAUUUUCCGGUAUUUGACUUUGGCUUUGUUUUGACUUCCCUGAUAUAUGGUAUCCUUGACUUUUGGCUUUCCCUCAUCUUUGUGUCUGAUUCUGUGUCCCUGACCUCGGCAAGUAUUUUGACUAUUCUUGGAGACGUUAAUUUUGGCCAUUCUAAGGUCCGGUUAUACGUUAUCUUUAGUCCUAGGUGUGACACAGUACUGCGGGCUGGAUCAACUUGUAAUCCUGACAAAAACCAAGAGAGGACAGUGUCCAGAGACCAAGUGAUUGAAGAGUUUGGAGAAGAAGAACAGUGUCAAAGGCAGCAGAGAGGUCAAGAAGAAUUAGAAUGGAGUAGUGCCCUUCAGAUUUAGCUGUGAUUAGGUAAUUAGUGACUCUAAUAAGAGCAGUCUCAGUAGAGUGGAGUGGAGGGGAUGAAGAGGGUCAAGGAGAGAGUUGGAAGUCAGACGGGUAAAGACCAGUCUUUCCAGAAACUUUGAGGAAAAUGGGAGCAGGGAUAUGGGACGAUAGUUAGAAGGGUAGGACGUGUCAAGAGAUUUUUUUUUUAUUAUUCUUUAUUUUUGUUGUGCAAAUAGUAACAUACACGCUUGUUGCACCACAACAGCAGGACAAAUGAAAACACAGUAUAAGAUUAUAACAUGGCAUACAGAGCAACUGCACAAAUUUUAUAGUUAAGGUGUUCUAGCAGGCAAGCUAAGUACCGUAAAUUAGGUAAAUGACAAGCCAAUAAACACGUCAGAGAAUAUGUCAUUGGUAUUCAAACAUGCUUAUAAGAUCAUGUAAGCAAGAGUGAGUAGGGAAAAAAAAGGAAAAAGAAGGUGUCAAAGUAACAUGACAUGAUGAAAAUGCUGCAGGAUAUGAAUAUGACAUGCUAGAAUAAUGUAAAAGCUAAUAGGUAGCCCACCUUCAAGUUUGAUGAUCUCAGCUAAUGUGAAAAACAUACUCAUAGGAUUUCAAAAGCAACAAGAUAAUGUCAUUUGUUUUUUACAGCUGUGCAACAGCAAACAUUCACCAUUUCAGUCCCAUUACCAAACUUUUCUUAAUAUAUCAAAAUAGUCGGACUGAAACAUUGGACUGAAAACUUAAAUAUUUGUUUUUUGUGACCCACAUAAACUUAAACCUGGUUUAUUUGGCCCAUGUUAGCCUUUGAGUUUGACAGGCUUGCUGUACAGUAAAGAGGAUAUAAAUUUAUAUUAUUGGAUAAGGCUGGAAUUGUGUUGAGUUGAAAAUUGACUUAUAAAAUGUUAUAGUGGUGAUUUUUGUUUCUAUCAUAAGUAUAUUUAAUUUUUAAACUUUUCCUGCAUAAGCAUAUUCUUUGUUUCCCAUCCUUUUUGUCUCAUUCAAAAUAAAUGGCUACAUGAUUAUCAUUUACAUUUUAGAACAAAUUUGCAGCUGAAAGGACCACUGUAGUGCCAGGAAAACAAACUCGUUUUCCUGGCAAUAUAGUGCCCUCAGGGUGCCCCCACCCUCAUGGCCCCCCUCCCGCUGGGCUGAAGUUAGAGGAAGGGGUUAAACACUUACUCUCCUCCCUCUUCGGCUGAAUGUGCAUGAGCAGCGAGAGCCACGCGCGCGUUCAGUCAGUCCAUACGAAAGCAUUCUUAAUGUUUCCUAUGGACGCUGGCGUCUUCUCACUGUAAAAAUCGCAGUGAGAAGCACGGAAGUGCCUCUAGUGGCUGUCAAUGAGACAGCCACUAGAGGCUGGAUUAACCCUAUUGUAAACAUAGCAGUUUCUCUCAAACUGCUAUGUUUACAGCACGCAGGGUUAAACCAAGAGGGACCUGGCACCCAGACCACUUCAUUGAGCUGAAGUGGUCUGGCUGCCUAUAGUGGUCCUUUAAUGUCCGAUGAUUCGUGUUCUAUGUAAAGCUAAAGUGGUCUUGAAUGUCCCCUAAGGAAUCCAUUAUAACAUAGCAUUUCCUUUAUUAAAAAAAGAAAACAUCAUAAAAUGAAAUUGUUUGAGUUUACAUAAUCAUACAACUACAACAAUCCUCAAUGUUAAUAAAAUCAAACAUACCUCGAUCACCACUGUAUCAUUUAGCAGACACGAUGUCUUUACACAUUCUCCACAGCAUUUUGAAUCCUUUGUAACAUAUGUAUAUCCCUGCAGGACAAGUAGAAUAUAUAUUCCUGUCAUUUUGAUACAACAAUGUAUGACCAAGGAUUAAAAAGAAGGUGUUAAAGGGAGAUUGUAACUUCUCUGGUAUUUAUACCAAUAAAAUGAGGUGAUUCAUUUUCUUUUAAAUAUAUUAAAGGAACACACUGGAGUGAAUUUACCAUUUUUUCAGAGGUGAGAAAGUUACUCUCCACCUCUUCUCUUCACCUCUGGGAGAUUUCUAGAUAAUAUACCUACCAAUCCAAUUCUUUAUAGAGAAGUUCACGUGGAGAAGACCUCUGAUCCACUUUGUGCUAGUGCUCAAAGUCAUAAGGAAAAGCAUGCUCCUUCCUGCCUGACUGACGAUAAGGUGAAACUCAAUAGACUUACUAAAACGUGGUAAUUUUUCCUGAAUUCAACCCUUUAUUUAAAAUGAGAAAGCAGGGACACUUUGUUAAUGCUUAAAGUUUUUCAACAAGCUAAUAUGCUUUAGGGGUUUGUAGUACGUUUUCCUAAAUAACAGCUGUCAAAGUUUCUCCUUUUUUUUAAAUUUAUUACAUUUACUGAAAUGUCCUUUUUUUAAAGAUGCAUAUUGUUUUUGUUAAAGAAAAUGUCACUUUUUUUGUCUGACAGAGAAGCCAUGUUGGAUUCCACUGAUGCUACACCUAAUAUGACUGCUGCUGCAGUUUCACAUUGAACAAUCACAGCAGCAAGGAAGUUAGGUUGCACAGCAGUUGGUCAGAUAACAACAGAGUCUGACACAACAUGGCUGCUAAGCUAGAUAAAAAGUGAAAUGUUAUUUUUUUAUUAUGAUUUUUUUUUAUGGUUUUCAUAUUAGUUUCAUUCAAAUAUUCAAACAAAUAUAUGUACACAUACAUAGAACAUACCAAAAACAUAGUUAACAUAUUAUCUUGUUUGUAUCUAUUACAUCUGAUUUUAAAGUGCUGUAUUAUGGCUCCUUAAUACAGCUUACAGCUAUUAGUUAAUAGCUAUUUUUCGAUACUUCCUUUCAUUUUACUUUAUAUAUCUUAGAUACAUAUUUAAAGCUGUUACAUACUCUUCUAUCAGACUUACUCCAUAUCAUAUAAACAUAAUUACACACCAACAGGAAGUGUUUUGGGGGAUCGCCUAUCUUGUGAAUGGAAAGCUUAAAACAGACUUAGUACUACAUGUACACGUGUAUAUAGAUAUAUUCUCAUAACCGUCUAAUAGAGAAAUAGUCUACCAUCCCAGAUGUAUCCACCUUGGGGUAGACAAAUACGCUCGUCUAUACAGGGAGUGCAGAAUUAUUAGGCAAGUUGUAUUUUUGAGGAUUAAUUUUAUUAUUGAACAACAACCAUGUUCUCAAUGAACCCAAAAAACUCAUUAAUAUCAAAGCUGAAUAUUUUUGGAAGUAGUUUUUAGUUUGUUUUAGUUUUAGCUAUGUUAGGGAUACCGCAGUGUGCAGGUGAUCAGUUACUGUGCAUAAUUAUUAGGCAACUUAACAAAAACAAAUAUAUACCCAUUUCCUCAAUUAUUUAUUAUUACUAGAAAACCAAUAUAAAUAUCUCAACAUUCACAAAUAUAUACAUUGAUAUUCAAAACAAAACAAAAAAAAACAAAUCUCAGUGAAUCUUCAAUAUAGCUACCUUUCUUUUGUAAGGACACUCAAAAAGCCUGCCAUCCAUGGAUUCUGUCAGUGUUUCUUUGAUCUGUUCACCAUCAACAUUGCGUGUGUAGCAGCAAACUACAGCCUCCUGUGACACACUGUCUGGUAGGUGUACUGUUUUCCUCCUUGUAAAUCUCUACAUUUACGAGGGGACCAGGUUCCUCACAAUGGGGGUCUAGACUCAAAGUGAACAGGGAGGCCAUGUCAUUAGAUUUUCUUCUUUUAUACCCUUUCUUGCCAGCCACGCUGUGGAGUACUUGGACGCGUGUGAUGGAGCAUUGUCCUGCAUGAAAAUCAUGUUUUCUUGAAGGAUGCAGACUUCUUCCUGUACCACUGCUUGAAGAAGGUGUCUUCCAGGAACUGGCAGUAGGGCUGGGAGUUGAGCUUGACUCCAUCCUCAACCCGAAAAGGCCCCACAAGCUCAUCUUUGAUGAUACCAGCCCAAACCAGUACUCCACCUCCACCUUGCUGGCGCCUGAGUCGGACUGGAGCUCUCUGCCCUUUACCAAUCCAGCCACGGGCCCAUCCAUCUGGCCCAUCAAGACUCACUCUCAUUUCAUCAGUCCAUAAAACCUUAGAAAAAUCAGUCUUGAGAUAUUUCUGGCCCAGUCUUGACGUUUCAGCUUGUGUGUCUUGUUCAGUGGUGGUCGUCUUUCAGCCUUUCUUACCUUGGCCAUGUCUCUGAGUAUUGCACACCUUGUGCUUUUGGGCACCCCAGUGAUGUUGCAGCUCUGAAAUAUGGCCAAACUGGUGGCAAGUGGCAUCGUGGCAGCUGCACGCUUGACUUUUCUCAGUUCAUGGGCAGUUAUUUUGCGCCUUGGUUUUUCCACACGCAUCUUGCGACCCUGUUGACUAUUUUGAAUGAAACGCUUGAUUGUUCGAUGAUCACGCUUCAGAAGCUUUGCAAUUUUAAGAGUGCUGCAUCCCUCUGCAAGAUAUCUCACUAUAUUUGACUUUUCUGAGCCCGUCAAGUCCUUCUUUUGACCCAUUUUGCCAAAGGAAAGGAAGUUGCCUAAUAAUUAUGCACACCUGAUAUAGGGUGUUGAUGUCAUUAGACCACACCCCUUCUCAUUACAGAGAUGCACAUCACCUAAUAUGCUUAAUUGGUAGUAGGCUUCGAGCCUAUACAGCUUGGAGUAAGACAACAUGCAUAAAGAGGAUGAUGUGGUCAAAAUACUCAUUUGCCUAAUAAUUCUGCACUCCCUGUAGAGACAAAGGAAUUGGCUUUUGAAACAUUGGGAAGUAGUUUUCCUUCAUGUUGUAAACUCAGCCCAUGUCCUGGACCCUGAUGAUAGGGGAUAGUCUUGUCAUGCAAAAGCUUGGUAACGGGUCCCAGGGAUCGUCUCCAAAUGAUAGUAAAAUGGGGAAAGUCUCCAUAAAAAGCACAAACAUGUCCCUCAAAGGCAUGGUUCAGAAAGGAUGUAGGAACAUCCAUUACUGUAACCACAUGCAGAACCGAACCAGAAGGUCCCUGGGGACAUAGUUGGUGCUCUGUCAAUUUUUGCCACGCUAAAGUGGGAGUCCACUGCUAUGGCCUUAGACUUAGAUGAGGACAGUAGGGCAGUCUAUAUUUUUCUAAUCAUAUGAUAUGUAGCUGCCUAAUGGUUUUCCCAAUUUGAGGUUCCCCACAGACAGCUGCCGAGGUUGGAAGAAAAUCAAGGUCAUCCAUAGCACUGACUUCUGAAGAGGUUGGAGACGGCUCCCUCAUGGCGCCAUUUUAACCUAGUUGGUUUACGGCAACGAUCGAGGCCUUCUUCUCGAUGUGCCGCGUAAGGGUUGGUGAGACUACCGCCACUUAGCCCAGUUGAGCUGCUGACAUUCUCUUGGUCUUUUGCUUUACGUGGGCUCCGAGGAAGUUGGAGAUGGCACCAUCUUAGACAUAUGUGGACAUGGGACCUGGUGGAGCAACUCCCUUAUACUGAUAGAUUUAGAGUGAAUGUUGUUCUUUGCUUUCUUAGAGUGUUGUCCCAAUGUUGCCCCAAAUAAUGAAUGCCAAAAUCGCCUUAAAAGUGAAGGUUCUGGAAGUUCAUUUGAUUAGGAAGUCAGUUUUUCUCAGAGCAACUGCACAAAACAUCUGCUCUGUUCGAGCACUGACUCUGCUCCUCCUUUUAUAGCACUUUUAAUUGUUGAUCUGGGCAAGACAUGAUGGGCCAUUAAUGGGGUACAUGACAUCAGGGCAGGAUUUCCUAUAAGUCACGCAAGACAUUUUCCUCUGUUGUCCAAUAUUAGGCAUUGCCUAGUCGAUACGCCUCGGAGCAAAUAGGAUGUAAAUCCAGCCAUGGACAUAAUGCUCUGGACAAUACAUAGCUGAAAUAUAAAACAAAAACAUGGUUACAGGUUAAAUUUAUUUAGGAAUAACAAGUAAAGUGAUAAUACACAGUUAAGGUGUUUACACUACAAGUUACUCAUCUAUGUUAAUAUCAUUCUCUCUAGUUUCAAGCCAGCAUUGAGGGCAAGCUCCCUGCAUACAACGUGCGCAUCUCUUUGCCAGCUCCAGCCAAGCAGGAUAUAUACGGUAAGAAAGCCAGGCACAUAUAUAAUGGUCACAGGGACAUAGAGAGUGAUGCUGUGGGGGUCAAAUACUGAAUGCAGGAUAUAACACAUAUUAUUCCUGAAACCGCUAUAGUUGAUACAGGGCAUACGCAGUCUGCCACCUCUAGGGUUAGUACAGGGUAUACACAGUCUGAUAUCUCUAGGGUUAGUACAGGGUAUACACAGUUUGAUAUCUCUAGGGUUAGUACAGGGUAUACACAGUCUGAUAUCUCUAGGGUUAGUACAGGGUAUACACAGUCUGAUAUCUCUAGGGUUAGUACAGGGUAUACACAGUCUGAUAUCUCUAGGGUUAGUAUAGGGUAUACACAGUCUGAUAUCGCUAGGGUUAGUACAAUGUAUACACAGUCUGAUAUCUCUAGGGUUAGUACAGGGUAUACACAGUCGGAUAUCUCUAGGGUUACUACAGGGUAUACACAGUCUGAUAUCUCUAGGGUUAGUACAGUGUAUACACAGUCUGAUAUCUCUAGGGUUAGUAUAGGGUAUACACAGUCUGAUAUCUCUAGGGUUAGUAUAGGGUAUACACAGUCGGAUAUCUCUAGGGUUAGUACAGGGUAUACACAGUCGCAUAUCUCUAGGGUUAGUAUAGGGUAUACACAGUCGGAUAUCUCUAGGGUUAGUACAGGGUAUACACAGUCGGAUAUCUCUAGGGUUAGUACAGGGUAUACACAGUCUGAUAUCUCUAGGGUUAGUAUAGGGUAUACACAGUCGGAUAUCUCUAGGGUUAGUAUAGGGUAUACACAGUCUGAUAUCUCUAGGGUUAGUACAGGGUAUACACAGUCUGAUAUCUCUAGGGUUAGUACAGGGUAUACACAGUCUGAUAUCUAUAGGGUUAGUACAGGGUAUACACAGUCUGAUAUCUCUAGGGUUAGUACAGGGUAUACACAGUCUGAUAUCUCUAGGGUUAGUACAGGGUAUACACAGUCGGAUAUCUCUAGGGUUAGUACAGGGUAUACACAGUCUGAUAUCUCUAGGGUUGGUAUAGGGUAUACACAGUCUGAUAUCUCUAGGGUUAGUACAGGGUAUACACAGUCUGAUAUCUCUAGGGUUAGUACAAUGUAUACACAGUCUGAUAUCUCUAGGGUUAGUACAGGGUAUACACAGUCUGAUAUCUCUAGGGUUAGUAUAGGGUAUACACAGUCUGAUAUCUCUAGGGUUAGUACAGGGUAUACACAGUCUGAUAUCUCUAGGGUUAGUACAGGGUAUACACAGUCUGAUAUCUAUAGGGUUAGUACAGGGUAUACACAGUCUGAUAUCUCUAGGGUUAGAACAGGGUAUACACAGUCGGAUAUCUCUAGGGUUAGUAUAGGGUAUACACAGUCUGAUAUCUCUAGGGUUAGUACAGGGUAUACACAGUCUGAUAUCUCUAGGGUUAGUACAGGGUAUACACAGUCUGAUAUCUCUAGGGUUAGUAUAGGGUAUACACAGUCGGAUAUCUCUAGGGUUAGUAUAGGGUAUACACAGUCUGAUAUCUCUAGGGUUAGUAUAGGGUAUACACAGUCUGAUAUCUCUAGGGUUAGUAGAGGGUAUACACAGUCUGAUAUCUCUAGGGUUAGUACAGGGUAUACACAGUCUGAUAUCUCUAGGGUUAGUACAGGGUAUACACAGUCUGAUAUCUCUAGGGUUAGUACAUGGUAUACACAGUCUGAUAUCUCUAGGGUUAGUACAGGGAAUACACAGGCUGCUAUCUCUAGGGUUAGUACAGGGUAUACACAGUUUGAUAUCUCUAGGGUUAGUACAGGGUAUACACAGUCUGAUAUCUCUAGGGUUAGUACAGGGUAUACACAGUCUGAUAUCUCUAGGGUUAGUAUAGGGUAUACACAGUCUGAUAUCUCUAGGGUUAGUAUAGGGUAUACACAGUCGGAUAUCUCUAGGGUUAGUAUAGGGUAUACACAGUCGGAUAUCUCUAGGGUUAGUAUAGGGUAUACACAGUCUGAUAUCUCUAGGGUUAGUAGAGGGUAUACACAGUCUGAUAUCUCUAGGGUUAGUAGAGGGUAUACACAGUCUGAUAUCUCUAGGGUUAGUAUAGGGUAUACACAGUCUGAUAUCUCUAGGGUUAGUACAGGGUAUACACAGUCUGAUAUCUCUAGGGUUAGUACAGGGUAUACACAGUCUGAUAUCUCUAGGGUUAGUACAGGGUAUACACAGUCUGAUAUCUGUAGGGUUGGUAUAGGGUAUACACAGUCUGAUACCUCUAGGGUUGGUACAAGGUAUACACAGUCUUAUAUCGCUAGGGUUGACACAGGGUAUACACAGAACUCUACAGUUUAUACAGGGUAUACACAGUCUGAUAUCUCUAGGGUUAGUAUAGGGUAUACACAGUCUGAUAUCUCUAGGGUUAGUACAGGGUAUACACAAUUUGCCACCUCUAUGGUUGGUACAGGGUAUAAGCAGUCUGCCACCUCUAUGGUUAGUACAGGGUAUACACAGUCUGCCACCUCUAUGGUUGGUACAGGGUAUACACAAUUUGCCACCUCUAUGGUUGGUACAGGGUAUAAGCAGUCUGCCACCUCUAUGGUUGGUACAGGGUAUACACGGUCUGGCACCCUUAGGGUUGGUAGAUGGUAUACACAAACCGCUAUGUUUGGUACAGGGCAUACAUUCUUCUUAUGCCAACAUUAAAUUCUUUGUUUAUCCACCUUGUAACAGAUGAUGAAGACAGUGGUGAUGAUGAAGGGGAUGUUGUGACUCGAGCAGCAUUAAAGAGGCAGUCACAGCAAAUCGUAGAAUCAAAGACCAAACGGCGAACCCGGCCUAAGAAGAAACGAGGAAAGCAGUAAAGGAAAAGGAAAGCAGAUCCUACAAACACAGUUUCCCUGACAUUCUGCUACCAACAACAUCCAUCAUCAUAUCACUCAAUCUUAGCAAUUCCAAUCCUUCUCAGUCCUUUUCCAACAACGUAAUCCUGUUCUCUUUAUCCACUUCUACCUCCAAUUCUCUUCUACAGGUCUUCUUUACGGUGGUUUCAUUCUUGCAGAACGCAGUGCUUUCCUACAAGACUUUGCCCAAAUAUCCAUUCUUUUAAAAAUGUCUUAAACAACUACUAUCCUACUAACUGUGUAACUCUUCUCUUCCUACCUAUUUACUACAUCUUGCCACAUUGUGUCCUCCUACGAAAUGUGCAUGGUCUGCUGACGUUAACUUUUCAUUGUCUAUGUAGACAGGUUUAUCAAGAUUCAGACUGAAGACACGACCAUCUUUCUUCCCUUUGCAUAUCUUUCAUAUUUCCUUUUUCAUAAAUAUACUCCCUUUAAUUACAUUUUACACUCUCUUAACCCAUUGUGAUAAUCUGUUUUACAUUUGCCCAAAAUUAUUUGUCAGAAUUUACAGAUUUGUAGUAAAUAAUAUUUUAUUGAAGAAGACACAUCACAUUUCAAGAUUUAAGCAACAAUAUAAGGCAUUUACUUUUUUUUUUUUUUUUGAAUUCUUUAUUUUUGGUCUGACGAAGAGGUCAACACAGAAAUAUGCAGGUGUACAUAUGCAAGUGACAGCGCAGUGUCGUACAUUUUUACAGAAUGAAAGUUGCAUUGGUUAUUUUAAACACUUUACCGACACUUUAUAUCCUGCGGACGUCCCCGUCCGAUAUUUUCGGUUAUGUUGGCAAGCACAAUUAACUAUAUACAAUGGUGGUAGUGUGGAGGGGUAGGCGUAGGGAGUAGAGCAGCAGUCCCAGACCUCUCAGGGCCCGCGACUGCUCCCCCGACUUCCCCCAUUGUCUGCAGAGCAUAAGCGUACUGAAGCCUGACUCCUCUUUCACCAGCUUGCGAGUCUGGAGUGCCUGCUUGUAAUAAGUAGGUAGGGGUGAGAGAUAGGAAAGUAUAGACAAGUAAAUGCGUUUAGGUGUCGUCUUAAUAUGGUUUCCCGAGGGACCAGUAGCAGAGGUCCCCGGGUUCCCCGGGUAGCACUCCGUGUGGUGUGUGUGUCCGUGCCCCUGUCCCAUAGUGGCGCCGCUUCCACCGGUCCAGGCGCUGGUGUAGUGUUUAGCAUUGGGUAUGUCCCAAUUAUUGCCAUUUUUGCGGAGCUCCCGCAUGCCGCCCUACGCCCCGAUUCAGGAUUUAACUGUCGUAUUGCUCCCACAGGUCCCAGACCUUCUGAAACUUAGUCAUAGUGUAAGGCAUUUACUUUUUAAAAAAGCAUAGUGGUCAAUACCAGGGUAAAGUGCAUAUCAGCCCAUCUUCAUUAGUACAAUAGAGCCACCACCAAUUACACGCUGAAGUAGAUUUCGGCACAAAAUGUCUCAUGAGAAAUAUGAAAGUCCCAGUGUUCAGUGUGUGCUUGCAGGAAUAGCAACCGUUAAAAAAUAUGGAAAAGUAUUUUAGAGAGACACGGAAAGAGAUAUAAGUGAGGAGAAAAAUAAUUAGGUAGAAAGCAAAAAAAGAUAAAUGGCUGAUUCUGAAACACUUCCGAUAUUUGAACAACAUUCAGUGAUAAUAUUAUAUGGGCAAUAUCUGCUCCACCUGGGCACCGUAGGGCCUGCAAUACCAUGGUACAGACCAAAAAGCAGACAAAUAAAUGACAUAUAUAACAGUUGUGCGUCUUUCGGACACAUUGUCUAGCGGUGGGUCUGAUGUCCCAUUUCCAGAUACACACAAACCAACACAGUAAAUUACUGCCUAUCAGAAAGUCCUUCUCUGACAAGCAACCCCGAUUGGCUAACAGAUAGAUUAGAGGUAGUGAGGGACAAGCACUACUGACAGGUAUACUGUAUAGGUGGGUACUGGUUCCCAGGGUCCCCUUCUGUGAACCCUAAAAGUACACAAAAUAAACAAUAAUGGAGCUGCAAAACCUAAGGUCUCAGUGAAGAUGUUUUGACCAAAUCACACGUUCUUCAUCAAGCUUGACCAUGUGGGCAGCUCCACUCUGUUGGAAUAAGCUCCUUCACUGAGUCCAUUAUUCUUAAUUUUGUGGCUAACAGAUAGGGCUGUCUAUUGCGCUAUCCCAUAAACCACGCAAUAUUAGGAAGAUCGCAUUCAAAAUAUGCAGCGCAUUUUCACCUCUAAAAAUGACAACUACAAUAAACUUCACAGGUUAGAAUCCCUCCAUGGUUUUCUCGUUUUAUAUUCACACACAUCUUCCUGAUGUGCUGCAUGGAACAUGCUUCUUUCUUGGCCUUCCCAAAUCCUUGCUUUUAUACUCCAUAAAUUAUUCUGUUUACAGGUUUGUUUGGUUUUUUUUGCUCACUUUCAUUUUCUUAGCUUUUAGCUCCCCGUACUUAUUUCACCCUCCCCCUUUCCACUCUAGCUAUCAUCUACGUAAAUCUCACAAAGUGCAAGGGCAAAGCAGGGGCUACGGGAUCAGCAUCUGACAGUGUGUGAUGUUAUUGGGGUGAAAGAUGCUGUGGGAAUAAAAAGUUCUGACGUCAUCGAUGAAGCGGGUUUAUGCUGACAUAUGAUGGCCUUUCUGUUUUGAGUGAUAAAUAAUAAAUAGAGAUUAUUCACCAAACUUCUUUUCUCAUUUUUAUAAAGCAAAAUGUCUUAAGUGCCAUGUAACAUCUUAUUACCGUAACCCUGCUCCAGAGUGCCUUAUUACCUCUGUAACGUCUUCUUACAGUAACCCGGCUCCUGAGUGCCUUAUUACCCUGUAACAUCUUAUUACAGUAACCCGGCUCCUGAGCGCCUUAUUACCCUGUAACAUCUUAUUACAGUAACCCGGCUCCUGAGUGCCUUAUUCAGUCUGAGUGCCUUAUUCAGUCUUCUUAAAGUAACCCGGCUCCUGAGUGCCUUAUUACCCUGUAACAUCUUAUUACAGUAACCUGGAUACUGAGUGCCUUAUUACCCUGUAACAUCUUAUUACAGUAACCCAGCUCCUGAGUGCCUUAUUACUCUGUAACAUCUUAUUACAGUAACCCGGCUCCUGAGUGUGUUAUUGCCCUGUAACAUCAUAUUACAGUAACCCGGCUCCUAAAUGUCUUAUUACCCUGUAACAUCUUAUUACAGUAAC